CAAAGGCAGAAGAAGCGGUUGUCUGCCUCUAUUUACAUUGGGAAGACCAAUUUCUAAUUUGAUAGCCGUUGGUUUACAGACAUGUUUUCAAGCAAAGACUUAAAGUCUCGAUUUGAUCGAGUCUCGGCAAAAACGCUCUCCGUUGGCGCUAGACAGUACCUAAGGAGUGUCAGUGAAUAUAAAACUAAAGAUCUCGCGGCGUUCACAUACAGUCCACUUACUGGGCCGAGAUGCAUCCGGCUAUUGCACAUACAGGCCGGAGGAGACACUGAUGCAUUAACAUGUGAUGUCUCUGAGGUUGACCUGGAUGCUGAACCAAUUUUUGAAGCUUUAUCGUACACGUGGGACCAGGAUCACGCGUGGGAUAACGAACCAGAACCAGAAUCAGAACGAAAGAGAAAGCCUAUUCUAUGUAACGGCCAAUCUUGUGAGGUCACCAUGAACUUGUAUCAUGCUCUCACAGAGUUUCGACGACGGAAGAUGUACUCCCCUAUCUGGAUUGAUCAGAUUUGUAUAAACCAAAAAGAUGACCAAGAAAAGAAUCUUCAGCUCGGCCUAAUGGCUGAAAUCUACAGGUCGGCGGUCCGAGUUAUAGUCUGGCUCGGAAUUAUGUCUAAGACGAGAAAUUCUGCGUUGGACUUCCUAUUGGCUCUGCCUCCAUUACCUGAGAUAGACCAGUUACGUCGAUCAAAAUCCGUGCCAAUGGUAGCUGAAGAAACAGAUAUGUCAGCCCCUUCUCAGCUGCCAGCACGCCCUAAAAUGAGCAAGAUUAGCCGCUCGUUUGAUGUGAUCAAUACAGUUUCCAAUGUACUCAGUGAGCAAUACCACUGGCUCGGAGUUCUGCGUCUGUUGCGACGAAGCUGGUUCAACCGGACGUGGACUCUGCAGGAACUACUUCUCGCGCAAGACCUGCUGAUAAUGAUGGGAGAUCGUGAUAUACCCCCAGCAGUUCUUGCUGACGCUUCGAAGAGAGUCGUGGACUUCUACGCGAACGAUCCCCUGAUGUUCUCGGAGGGAGUGGGCCGAGAUAUCAUCGAUCGCCACCGCUACAUGGACAGGAUUCCAGCUUUUUUCAAGGCUAAAGAAGACUUUAAGCAAGGAAAGCGGUUUACCGCUGAGGACUACCUUUCCACCAUCAGAGUACGCGGUGUUACGAACCCAAGAGAUAAGGUCAUCGCCGGUAAGGCAAUUCUGGAGCACGAUGUUGUGCCGGUAGCGGAUUUUGAUGCCCCUACCGCCAAUAUAUUUAUCAACUUUGCACAUGUCCUUUAUGAAGAUACUGGAGUCUUUUCACUUUCGUUGGUUGGCGAUACAGCUCCUGCAAUAGCAGGCCUCCCCUCAUGGGUUCCAGAUCUGGUCCGCCCGUUGAGGCCGACACCUUUGAAAUAUUGUGGCUGCUCAAGUUUCGAUUCUCCGAUUCCUGUACAGGGCAAUGACAUUAGGUUCGAAGACAAGACAAUACAUUUACGAGGCGCGAAAUGGGAUGUGGUACGGGACAUCGGUGAGACCAGUUGGAGCUGGGAAUAUUCUCUGUGGUAUUUCAUUCCUUACGACAAGCCGCCUGUGCCAAUGCGAACAUGCUGGACUGAUAACAAGGAACGAUUCGGAGAUAUCUUCCCAGUACUAGAGCAGAUGGGACCCAUCUACAAGCCUACCGGAGAGCGGACAGCCGAUGCAUUCUGGAAGACGCUGAUCGGCAAUAUCCAAUCGCAAAGUGCCAACGAUGAUGAGGCGUGGGGAGAGAGCUUCCGAUUAUACCUUUCAUUCUCGCUCUGGCAGAUCCGUCAGCUCGCUCAGCACAAGGACAAUCCCAUCAUCAAGCUAGUAGACGGUUCUGAUAAAUGGCUGCCAAGCAUAGUGACCGAUGCGAUCGAGGCGCUGGAGCACCGUCUCGCGCUCUACAUGGCUCUAGACGAAGUCCAACACGACGAGACAAACACACCAAGGACAUCGCUGCGCCAAACAAUCCUCGACUUCGCACGCCGGAUCUUCGGUACCGAGAAUCUCAGCGAACUCAGCGCGUGGAAGGGCUACAAGGCCGAGACGAGCUCUGCCCUGCACGACAAAGGCCUGUAUGAACAAGUCCAGCUCUUCGGCAAUGCCUUCACCCAGGUCUACGACGGACGAAGGAUUCUGGUCUCGGAGAAGGGGUACAUGGGCAUCGCGCCAGAGUCCGUCAAGGUGGGAGAUGUCAUCUUCCUGGUUGCUGGGGCUGGGACGCCGUAUGUCUUCAGACCCGUCAAAGACGUCGAGAACACAUACACCCUGGUCGGCGAGGCCUAUCUCCACGGCCUAACUCCCGACAUCGUGUCUGCAGAGGGCGAGUGGAAAGUAGAAAGCAUUACAGUGAUAUAAAGCACGUAGCAAAAACCCAAGCAUACUGCCUCUCCCAUCCCCCACUCCAAUGUGUCCCUCUGCCAUUCUCCCCAAUCAUCGCCCCUAGUGCCUCUGGUGCGCCCAGCAAUCAAAAGAAAAACCCUUUAAA
Molecule: messenger RNA, 2485 nt
Organism: Pseudovirgaria hyperparasitica
Lineage: Eukaryota; Fungi; Ascomycota; Dothideomycetes; Acrospermales; Acrospermaceae
Product: HET-domain-containing protein
Exons: 2
Coding region: 82-2355 (757 amino acids)
Source: RefSeq, a predicted model, not a curated record